CAUGUCCUCUUCGACAGAUGCUGCUAUCCAGGCCGAGGUCAACCGCCUCAAGCUCGAGCUCCAAGCUCUCAAGGUCGAGGAUGGUGUAGAACACAUCUACGUUGGACAGUACCUGCUUGCCAGGUUGCAGCAGCUGGGCGUCACGUCCAUGUUCGGCCUCCCUGGAGACUUCAACCUGGGCUUCUUGGACCUGGUAGAGGAUCACCCCACCAUCGAUUGGGUUGGCAACUGUAAUGAACUAAACGCGGCCUAUGCCGCAGACGGAUUCGCCCGCGUGAAAGAGCAGAGUAUCGGUGUCAUAUUGACGACGUUUGGUGUUGGAGAGCUAUCGGCAACUAAUGGCAUCGCAGGAGCUUUCUCCGAGAUGGUUCCCGUUCUUCAUAUUGCAGGCGUCCCCAGCACUGUCCAGCAGAAGACCAAACCCAUGCUUCAUCACACCCUCGGUGAUGGCAGGUAUGACGCAUAUAUGAAGGUUGCUGAGCAGUUCAGUGUAGCCCAUGCAUACCUUACCAAUCCGGCCACCGCAGCGGUUGAAAUUGAUCGCCUCCUCACUGAAUGUAUGACAAAGGCCCGUCCUGUUUACCUGACCCUGCCUACGGAUAUCGUCUACGACAAAAUAUCGUCAGCGCGUCUUAAAAUACCUCUGUCCGGUAUUCCUCCACCGAACGAGCCAGAAGCCGAGGCAUUUGUCUUGGACAAAAUUGAGCAACUCGUGAAGGAGGCGGAGGGCCAUGUGGUUGUUCUCCUCGAUGCGUGUGUUGUUAGACACCACGCACGCAAGGAGACAAAGGAGCUGAUUAGGAAGACUGGAUUCCCAGUUUACGCUGCACCCAUGGGAAAGACGGCUGUGAACGAGAGUUGGGAACGUUUCGGGGGCAUUUACGUUGGAUCGAUCAGUCACCCCGAGAUUAAGGAGAAGAUCGAGUCGGCAAAGCUCAUUUUAUCUCUUGGCAGCUUGAAGAGUGACUAUAACAGUGGCAAUUUCACUUAUAGUAUCCCAACUGCGCGCACUGUUGAGUUACACUCCUCUUGGACCAAAGUCCAGUAUUCCGACUAUGCGGGUAUCGGCAUGAAAGACCUGCUCCCGAAGUUGACCAGCAGACUGCAGUCCUAUCAGAGUGUAGCACUCAAGUACGAUGUUCCGCGUUUCCAUGCUGUCGUACCUCAGGAAGACGACGGCGUCAUCUCCCAAUCUUGGCUUUGGCCCACAAUGGCCAAAUUCUUCAAGCCAAAGGAUGUUAUUGUCGCAGAGACUGGGACUUCAAAUUUCGGUAUCUUGGAUGUGCCAUUGCCUGAUGAUUCGAUUCUGCUGAACCAGAUCUUCUGGGGAAGUAUCGGUUGGUCUGUUGGAAGCUGCCUUGGGGCUGCCUUAGCUGCGAAGGAUAGGGAUCUAGGUCGUGUCGUUCUCUUUGUCGGUGACGGUAGUCUUCAACUCACUGCGCAAGAGCUGUCGACUAUGAUUCGCAAAGACCUCAAGCCCAUCAUCUUUGUCUUGAACAACAGUGGCUAUACCAUCGAACGGUACAUCCAUGGUCAAACUCGAAAAUACAAUGACAUUACGAACUGGAAAUGGACGUCACUUCUCGAAACUUUCGGUGACCUUGAUGGCACGCGCUCAAAGUCCUAUACCGUCAACAAUAAGGAGGAGUUAACGAAUCUCCUGGACGAUUCCGAGUUUGCCAGUGCCAGCAAGAUCCAACUCGUUGAGAUCCUGAUGCCUAUGCAUGAUGCUCCUCGAGCAUUGAAAGUGCAAGCCGAAUUGAGCGGCAAGACUAACGCUUACACCAAGUAAAGGAUGAACUAUAUCUUUCUUUCAUGAUAGACCCUGUUUUAGACGAUGACUGGCCUACCUCACUUGGUUGUACUUUUGGUUAUUAGAUAUUUCAUUGAAUCAAUGGCAAUGCUUUCGUAUGGGAAUUUCAUGUACUACGUCGAAUCGUAUUCAAAAGUUUGCACAGGCCGGCGGACAAUUUCAUCAGCAAUGCUCUCCGAUGAGGAACCCUCCUCCUUGUUACGUGUUACACUCUUUGUUUCCAACUUUUCGAGAGACGAAACGCGCCCAGGUUAACGCAUUACAUCUCAUUUAUACAUGUGUAUACGAUAGUAUGUCCUACUUACUCACACCAUACUACAUAUUCGACUUAGACGGAGCUUCAGAUCCAAAGAUCUCCUUUAAGAAAGCAUCAUAGUCGGGCGC
This is a messenger RNA of Guyanagaster necrorhizus, 2197 nucleotides long. RefSeq names its product pyruvate decarboxylase. The annotation marks the transcript as partial. Gene Ontology annotation, cellular component: nucleus; cytosol. The transcript has 14 exons. Gene Ontology annotation, molecular function: thiamine pyrophosphate binding; pyruvate decarboxylase activity; magnesium ion binding. NCBI's taxonomy places the organism in Eukaryota, Fungi, Basidiomycota, Agaricomycetes, Agaricales, Physalacriaceae. The record is from RefSeq and is a predicted model, not a curated record.